AGCAAACGCUUCGCAGCUAGCAACACCGGUAGUAUUUAAGCUAACAGGCUAACUGAAGGUUGUUAGCUAAUAUUAGCAACCAGCUCGUUGCCAAAUAUGACCAACGGUAGAUAGACAUCAAGUAUGGCUAUCAUUACAAAAUGCAGGUAUAAUUCAUUUACGGGACGCAGUGCGAAUAACUUACUGUGAAGGGAUUUUGGAACCAAGAGGAUUAAUCUAGGCUACAUCAUCUUUUCUAGAGGGUGUGAGUGACAUUGACCGAGCAUGGUCGUUCUGCAGUGUGGUAAAUGUUUCGCAAGCUCUGAACUCGAUGGUGCUAAAUAAUCGACGUCAUCAUAGAGCGACACAACAGUGAAAACAAGAAGUUCCUGGUUGUGUGAUUUCAUUUCAUAGAUAGACAAAUUCCAUGCAUCAGGAAAACCAUGGGAGAUACACAUGCUGAUAUCGUCUGGGAGCCGCUUUUAACAAGAAAUAACGACGUAUCUAAACUUGACUCAGACGAAGAGGAUGACGUUGUGUUUGAGAGAAGUGGUCGCGAUGCAACUCUUGGCAAUACUUCAGUAAAACUCUCUUACACAGAGGCGAUUGAAGAAGCGGGUUUUGGUUUUUUUCAUGGCCUUCUGCUUGUGAUAUGCGGCUGGGCAAACGCUAGUGAUGCAGUAGAAAUACUGUGUGUGUCAUUUUUACUGCCCACAGCUCGAUGCGAUCUUCACCUGAGCUCCUCUGACAUGGGUAUACUGAUGGCAAGCCUUUUUCUUGGUAUGAUGAUUGGAGGUUAUACAUGGGGCUACCUUGCUGACAGAAGGGGACGCCAGAAAGUCCUUGUAGCCUCUCUGACGGUUAACGGUAUUUUUGGUUCUCUUGCCAGUUUGGCGUCGAGAUUUUGGCUUUUUCUGCUGUUGCGGUUCAUCAGUGGUUUUGGGGUGGGUGGGUCGAUCCCAGUCAUUUUCUCCUACUUCUCGGAGUUUCAGCCGCGACACAGAAGAGGAGCAAUGAUCAGCGCCUUGGCCACCUUCUGGAUGGCAGGAAACAUACUUGCUGCAGGUCUGGCUUGGUUGGUCAUACCAAGCACAGCGGUCAGGUUUCAGCUGGGAGGGCUAGACUUUCAGAGUUGGAGGCUCUUUAUGGUGCUCUGCGCCAUUCCAAGUCUUACAUCUGCACUGGUGUUCAAGCUCGCCAUGCCAGAGAGCCCCAAGUUCCUCAUCGAGGCUGGGCGUCCUGCAGAGGCAUUAAAGGUGUUCAGGAAGAUGUUUGUGAUGAAUCACAGAGGCAGUAUGAAGCCAUUCCCGAUGGCUGGCUUACUUAACAGUCUAGAGGACAAGCAUGAAAGUGCUUCACCAGUCAGCAGAGAAGUGAAGUCUCAGAAUCUUCCUGGCUGCAUCAGAGCAGGGACAGACCCCAUACGGCAACUUUUCAAUGGAGGCCUAGCAUCGCGGAGCACGGCUCUCACGAUUAUAUUCUACUGCAUCUCGUUUGGGUACUAUGGGCUGUGGAUGUGGUUCCCUGAACUGUUUAAGCGAACGGAAGCUGGAGGAUCCCCAUGUGCCAACAUGUCCCGCACCCGCACCGAAAGCAACGAGAGCUGCUACCCUGUCAAAACUGCUGUGUACAUGGAGGGUUUCCUCACUGCACUCGCCAACCUGCCAGGCAACAUCUUCACCAUCUUAAUGAUGGACACUAUCGGCGGAAAAGUUCUCCUCUCCUCGAGUUUGCUGGUGUCAAGUCUCAGCGUGUUCUUCAUCUGGGAGGUGACCACUAAAACCCAGAGCCUGAUCAUGUGCUGUGUCUUCAGUGGCGUGUCAGUCAUAUCCUGGAACGCUCUGGAUGUCAUUGGCACUGAACUUUACCCGACACAGUUACGGUCAUCUGCCCUGGGCUUCUUCACCGGCGUGGGCAGGGUAGGGGCCAUCAUGGGUAAUGUAGUUUUUGGACAGCUAGUUGACACCAACUGUGCCGUGCCCAUCCUUAGUGUGUCGCUAUUGCUGCUGACCAGUGGACUCGUGGCCCUGCGCCUACCAAGAACUAAACAAGCAGAACUCACCUGAGAGAGAGAGAGAGAGAGAGAGAGAGAGAGAGAGAGAGAGAGAGAGAGAGAGAGUGAGAGGGAGGGAGGGAGAGCGAGAGAGAGAAAAUCAAGCCAAACUCAGAACUCAUAGGGACAGAUAAGUAAGCAAAUAGAACGUACCCGAGCAAAAUACACAGACAGAACUUAUCUGAGGGAGAGACAGAGAGAGUGAGAGGGAGGGAGAGAAAGAGAGAAAAUUAAGCCAAACUCAGAACUCAUCUUAGGGACAGAAAAGCAAGCAAAUAGAACGUACCCGAGCAAAAUACACAGACAGAACUUAUCUGACAGAGAACCCUAGCAGACCUUGCCUAAGACUGCAUAGAAUUCAGUGUAUCUGCCGUUUAGACUUCCACAGUGUUACUGUUGUGAAGAGUAGAAAUGCUGUUGGUCCUUUGGCCUUCUUACUUAACGCAUAAGUGCACUUUUCCAAAGAGUGUUUUUGUGACUCAACUUUGUUGUAAAUAUGACUGCUGGCUUUAGAUAUAUGACCAAUAUUUAGAAAUGUUUUUUUCUUUUUCAAAUCACAAAUGGUAUGUUGUGCCGAAUAUUCACAAACCGUUUUAGGAGGGAAUCAUACAUGAUGCACCAUUCAAUGUCAAUAUGUUUAAAUACACGGUGUGACUGAAGAGGUCCAUGAUUUUACCAACUGUCAUUGUGUUUACAUUCUGAGGAAUUCAAAAUAGAACCACACACACGUACAUUGUCAAUACAUGAAACAAAACAUUCCUAAAUAGUAAAUAACAAGAAGCACUAAACUAUGAUGAUCGUGGUACUGUUUAAAGUUACUUAAGCUAAAUGUGGUGUUAUGUAAUAUGCUUAUAGGAAUACAGAUGUAUAAUGCUUUUGUGCCAAAGAAUCAUAUAUUAAAUUAUUUGUAAGAAUAUAUGGACUAGUUUUGA
Messenger RNA from Sardina pilchardus (European sardine), 2964 nucleotides. RefSeq names its product synaptic vesicle glycoprotein 2 (gene sv2). The coding region runs from base 423 to 2045 and encodes 540 amino acids. Lineage: Eukaryota; Metazoa; Chordata; Actinopteri; Clupeiformes; Clupeidae. Gene Ontology annotation, biological process: transmembrane transport. The record is from RefSeq and is a predicted model, not a curated record. Gene Ontology annotation, cellular component: membrane. The transcript has a single exon. Gene Ontology annotation, molecular function: transmembrane transporter activity.